Molecule: messenger RNA, 5511 nt
Organism: Ostertagia ostertagi
Lineage: Eukaryota; Metazoa; Nematoda; Chromadorea; Rhabditida; Trichostrongylidae
Source: the annotation of a GenBank genome assembly
AUGAUAACUGAGAAAGAUGUCGAACUCAACUGCUUCACUCCGAGAGAUUACCAGGUUGAACUUCUUGAUAAGGCUUGCAAGCGCAAUGUUAUCGUUCAACUCGGUACAGGAGCCGGAAAGACAUUCAUAGCUGUUCUGCUGCUGAAGGAAUAUGGACUCCAAAUUAUGGCACCGUUCGAAAGCGGGGGCAAACGGGCGUUUUUUGUGGUUGACAAAGUAGCUCUCGUGGACCAGCAAGCUGAGCACAUACAAUGUCAUACUACACUCACCGUUGGAAGAAUGCAUGGCAGUUUGAACAGCGAUGUCUGGAACAAGCAGAGCGGAUUCGACGAGUUCAUGUCUGUACAUAAUGUAGUGGUCAUUACCGCUCAGGUGUUCCUUGAUCUGAUAGAUCACGCAUACUUCAACAUUGCAAAACUUGCCCUUGUUAUAUUCGAUGAGUGUCAUCACGCGCUUGGUGUGAAACAUCCGUAUCGUGUGAUCAUGGAUCGAAUCAUGCGAGUACCAGCAGCCGAACAACCACGGAUAUUGGGUUUGACUGCUUCACUUAUCAACGACAAAACACCACCCAAUCAGUUGGAGGCGAAGCUUUCCAAGUUGGAGUGCGUAUUGAAUAGCGCUAUAGAAACAGCCUCUGAUCUCGUGGCGAUAUCGAAGUACGGUGCAAAGCCCAAUGAAUAUGUCGUCAUUUCGUCGGACUACAAUCCACAGGAGGGCUGUGGUGGAGAAAUUCUUCAGUUACUGGAGGACUGGCGAAAAUUCUGCUCCUCGACGCAAGAGUUCGAUCCGAAUUUCGAUAUCGAUCCUCGUAAGCCUAUUCAAGAGGCGCUCAAUAGAACCCUGGCAGUACUCCGUCAGGUCGGACCUUGGGCCGCUUGGAAAGUUUCUCAAAUGUGGGAGAAGGAGCUUCAUAAACUGACGAAGCAAAGUUUUCUUCAAGAAAAGACCGUGGACUUUCUGAUUAUGGGAGAAACCUGCAUGACCACUGUCCGAAAAAUGCUGGAGCCUAAGAUGAAACCGAUCAAAAGCCUCGAAGGACUAAAGCCUUAUCUGCCAAAUAAGGUAGUGCGAUUGAUAGACAUUCUCUCGCAUUUCAAUCCAGAUAAGGGAAACGUUUCGAGCGAGAAAGAAGAGCAGCUGAGCGGUAUCAUUUUCGUCGAUCAACGCUAUGUGGCAUACACUCUUAAUGUUUUACUCAAGCAUGUGUGUCGAUGGGAAGCAGAUUUCAAAUUCAUCCAGUCUGAUUUUGUAAUUGGAUUUAGUGGUGGGAGCUUUGCGUCGGACGACAGCCAGGGAUUACAUAAACGACAGGCAGAUGUUAUUCGGCGGUUUCGACAAGGAGAGCUGAACUUAUUAGUGGCAACGAGUGUUCUGGAAGAGGGUGUCGAUGUCCGUCAUUGUAACCUGGUGAUUAAGUUUGACCGACCGAUUGACUACCGAUCCUACAUCCAGUCGAAAGGGCGAGCUCGUAAACGCGAUGGAGGAGCAAAGUACUUCAUAUUGGUUGAUAAAUCAGAUAGCACGAAAUGCUCCGAAGAUCUCCGUGAUUUUGUCAAGAUUGAGAAGAUGCUUCUGCGUCGGUGUCGCAGUGUUCACAAUCCAGGUAAUGACGGUGACAAUGAAGUUGGGAUCGCCGAAAACGUGGAUACCCUAAUACCUCCAUACGUUGUGCCAUCUACUGGUGCGCAGGUUUCCUUGUCUUCUGCGAUAGGGCUAGUGAAUAGAUACUGUGCAAAACUGCCGUCUGAUAUUUUCACUCGACUUGUACCUCAAAGUCGUUUGAAUGCUGUGAACUUUCUGGGAAAAACACUUUACAAGGCGGAGUUGUUGCUACCGAUAAAUUCACCGGUGAAGCAGCCGAUUGCGCUGGAGACGCCUUUGGAAAGUAAAAAGCUUGCGCAGAUGGCUGUGGCGCUUGAGGCAUGUCGUGUUCUACACCAAGCUGGUGAGCUUAACGACCAUUUGCUUCCAGUGGGGAGAGAAUCUAUUGCCGAAUUACUGAGCCAGCUCGAUGAAGAUCCAGACGAAUGGGCUCCUGGCAUCUCCGCUAAAGUCGCGACAGCCCUGCACGAAGCACUUCCCGUGAAAGGAGAGCCGUGCUAUAUUUAUGUCAUGGAACUAGAGUUGCUCAAAGAACCGUCACCGGAGUCAAAUCCGAAGCGACGUCGCUUUGCAAAUCCUCUAGAAUACGAGUAUUUAUUCGGAUUUUUAAGCUCAAAAAUAUUACCCAAGAUUCCGUCAUUUGCGGCGUAUCUACGUCAAGGUGAUAUGCGGGUGCACCUUGUUCGUGCUUCAACUCAGGUUACGCUAAAUAGUCAGAAUCUCACAAUGAUCAAACAUUUUCACCACUAUAUUUUCAAAAAUGUAUUGCAAUUGUGCAAGGCUAACCUGGAUUUUCAUCUCGACUCAUCCACACCUAUAAAUACGCUCAUCGUGCCUCUUCGAAGAACUGCUUCAUCAACUAAUGAUAAGUGGGAGUACAGUAUCAACAUGAAGUACGUUGAAGAAGUGGUACAGAUGAUGGGUGACACCCCAAGGAUACCCAGCGAAGAGGAGAGAAGGAAUUUUGUAUUUAGGCCUGAAGACUACAGGGAUGCCGUUGUGAUGCCGUGGUACAGAAAUAUUGAACAGCCUGUAUUUUACUAUGUUGCUGAGAUACUUGAAAACCUCACGCCGUCGUCACCGUUCCCUGAUGAAGAGUACUCUUCCUUCAACGAGUAUUUCAUCAAGAAAUACAACCUGGAGAUUUAUGAUCAGAAGCAAAAUUUACUCGACGUCGACUUUACUUCAAACCGUCUGAACCUGUUGCUGCCCCGUGCUGGAGGAGGACGACGAAAAACGGCUGCGGCUAAACCGGAAGACAACUCUGCGCUGUCUCGACAGCGUCAGAUCUAUGUUCCGGAACUCAUGGAUCGACAUCCAAUAUCGGCCACUUUGUGGAAUUUGAUAUCAGCAUUACCAAGUUUUUUCUACCGGAUUAAUCACCUCUUAUUGGCGGACGAGUUGCGUCAAAAAACCCUGGUAGAUGCUCUGGGAUAUUCCAAAGUGGGUUUUGGUUUGGUUGGGCUUUACUUUAUUUCACUCCUUGCUGUCGAUAUAAAGCCAUUUUUAUUGAAGGAGGAUGCCAUAGUCCCGGAUAAUUACGAAUGGACGCCGCUCUCCUAUCCCGCUACGUAUGAGGAAAAACAAUCGCUCAUCGUAACGAAAAUUCAACAGCUGAGGGAGCAAAAUCGCGCUACUGAAAUUGCUGCUGGGAAACUUACCAAGGAUCAAAUCGAGGCAGAGAACACCUUUGAAGUUGGAGUAUGGGAGCCAGUGGUAGUCGAGCUGAAUAACGACGAAAAUAUACCACCAGCAUCAUUUGCAGCUGGCGACUCACUUGAUACUGUUGGGUUAAUGUCUUCAUCAGUUCGAACUGGAGGUGAUUUAUCUGAUGAUGAUGAUGCUGAUGCAGUGAUGAUGUUUGAUUUUUCGAAGUAUCUCGCGGAGAAAGCUGGUGCUACGAAAUCUGAUUUCGCAGCUCCACGUCCGGAUAUUCAGCCGAUUGGUUGGGGUGGUUUUGAUGAUAGUGUACCAGAUACGCCAUUUUUGUAUUUGGACAAAAUGGAAAUGUUGGAGGAUCGUGAACGUGCACAAAAAGAGGAAAUAGUUGAUCUAAUGCAGUUUGACGAAGGAGAUGACAUGGACUGUAGCACUGCCGUUGAGUGCUGUUCAGACGAUGAGUACGCUCAGUUAGAAGAUGGUGAGCGUCAAAAGUAUGAGCGUGAUCAUUCUGUAGUUAUCAAUCGAAAGCUGUCUGAGGGAGAGAUUAUUGCCCCAGAACUGCCCAGCUGGCAGAAUCGUUUUUCGUUUGCUUCGGCGUCUCUGUCGUCGACUUGUUUGGUAUCAAAUGGCACGGUCUCGUUAGAUUAUCAUUCCGAGUCACUUCUCAAGGAAAAUCCCUACGGUGUUUCUCCUCGUUUGCUAUUGACGGCUCUCACAACAUCCAAUGCGAACGACGGCAUCAAUCUGGAACGGUUGGAAACUAUAGGAGAUUCGUUUUUGAAGUACUCGGUCACAGAUUAUCUCUACCAUUCACAUCCGGACCAGCAUGAAGGCAAAUUGUCCUUUGCUCGGAGUAAAGAAGUGUCAAAUUGCAACUUGUAUCGACUUGGUAAACGGUUGGGUAUACCGUCGUUAAUUGUUGCUUCCAAGUUUGAUGUGUACGAUUCUUGGCUUCCUCCAUGUUAUAUGCCUAACAAUGACUUCAAGGCUCCAAAUUCUGAGGAUGCUGAAGAGCGUGACAAGUUCAUCGAAGAUGUACUUGAAGGAAACGAGACAGCGCAAAAAUUGCCUAAACCAGUAACUGGUUGGGAUCAAGCAGAUUUGAACAACGAUGUGCGACAAUUGGAGAAUGGUGUAGAGACAACCAUUUUUGCCAAGCCGUCUGCUAAUGCUGCAGCGCUGGAUGAACUGCCACCAUUACCGUACAAUAUCUUUGAUCGCGCCCAUUUGUUAACUCUGGGACCUCGUCCUACACUAAAGGUUAUGAAAUGGCUUGGUCUGAAGGUACUUACGGAUGAUGUUGUAGGAGUCGACCCAUUGUUGAAAUUUGUAAACACUCCUGAGUGCCCCAAUAUGGCUGAGCGGCUAUUGCAGGAUAUGUGGCAGCAAUUUAAUUUCAGUUUGUUGGAAGAUCGAAUAGGGUAUCGAUUUAACAACAAAGCCUAUUUGAUACAAGCGUUUACACAUGCUAGUUAUUUCAAAAAUAGAAUCACGGGUUGUUAUCAGCGCUUGGAAUUCCUUGGUGAUGCUGUGCUUGAUUAUAUGAUCACGCGAUAUCUUUUCGAAGAUGAGCGUCAAUACAGCCCUGGAGUGCUGACAGAUUUGCGCUCGGCCCUCGUUAAUAAUACGAUUUUUGCCAGCCUUGCUGUGAAGUAUGAUUUCCAUAAGCACUUUAUCGCGAUGUGUCCCGGUCUUCAUCACAUGAUUGAGAAGUUUGUGAAACUUUGCAGUGAGCGCAAUUUCUUCGAUGCAAACUUCAAUUCUGAGAUGUACAUGGUGACAACUGAAGAAGAAAUUGAUGAAGGUCAGGAGGAGGAUAUUGAAGUGCCGAAAGCAAUGAGUGAUAUUUUCGAGAGCGUUGCCGGGGCUGUGUACCUUGAUGCUAAUCGUGAUUUGGAUAUCGUAUGGCGAGUGUUUUUCAAUUUGAUGAGGCAGACGAUAGAGGAAUGUUGUGCGUAUCCACCUCGAUCACCGAUUCGUGAACUCAUGGAACUCGAGCCAGGAAAGACUCGUUUCAGGUUAGCGCACAGGUUUCCGCUACGGAACUACCAAAAUGGAACGAAUAAUCGAGAGCGCGGCAAGGUUCGAGUAACGGUAGAUAUUGGAAAUAAGAUCAAAUUCACAGGAAUGGGUCGAAACUAUCGUAUAGCGAAGACGACGGCAGCAAAGAGAGCGCUCAAGUAUCUGAAGAGCUUGGAAGAGCAAAAACUACGCGAAGCUGAACGGAACGUGACCGUGACUAAUUAG